Microthlaspi erraticum is the source of this 552-nucleotide messenger RNA. NCBI's taxonomy places the organism in Eukaryota, Viridiplantae, Streptophyta, Magnoliopsida, Brassicales, Brassicaceae. The record is from the annotation of a GenBank genome assembly.
AUGGCGUCGACCACCGAUUUCUCCAAAUCUCUGCCAUCUCCUUUCCUCCAUGGAAAUGCGAGAUUGAAUUCGCAGAGAGGAACUAGACAGAACAUCAUCAUGACAUGGCCAAAACAGACAAGCUCUAAAAGUUGCAACAGGUCCCUUCGUGUGAAUGGAUUAUUCGGAGGUGGAAAGAAAGACAAUACUGAGGAUGGACAAUCAAAGGCAGGGAUAUUUGGAAAUAUGCAGAAUAUGUAUGAGACUGUGAAGAAAGCUCAAAUGGUUGUUCAAGUUGAGGCUGUGAAAGUGCAAAAAGAGUUAGCUGCCGCAGAGUUUGAUGGUUAUUGUGAAGGCGAGCUUGUCAAGGUUACGUUAUCAGGUAACCAGCAACCAAUCCGUACUGAUAUAACUGAUGCAGCAAUGGAACUAGGUUCUGAAAAACUUUCACAGCUGGUUACAGCAGCGUACAAAGACGCACAUGCAAAGAGUGUAGUGGCUAUGAAAGAAAGAAUGAGUGACCUUGCGCAGAGCUUAGGCAUGCCACCGGGCCUCAGCGAAGGACUCAAGUAA